Carassius carassius (crucian carp) is the source of this 4774-nucleotide messenger RNA. Its product is annotated as glycerophosphocholine phosphodiesterase GPCPD1-like. Gene Ontology annotation, molecular function: starch binding; glycerophosphocholine phosphodiesterase activity. The record is from RefSeq and is a predicted model, not a curated record. The coding region runs from base 222 to 2147 and encodes 641 amino acids. The transcript is spliced from 20 exons. Lineage: Eukaryota; Metazoa; Chordata; Actinopteri; Cypriniformes; Cyprinidae. Gene Ontology annotation, biological process: glycerophospholipid catabolic process.
ACAUGGAUUCACAUAACUGAUAUACGUAAUAAUUGUAAGCCUAAUACCUCGACAAAUUUAUUUUAAGAAAUAGUUCACUGUUAACAGGGCUCGCAGAGAUCCGCUUGCGUGUAAACAUGGGCACGUCAGCGCGCGAUAACGUUUCCCAGUACUGGAGAAUGGAUAUUUGUUUUUAAACUCAGGUCACUUCAUUCUCUUCUCCAACUGCCUGAGUGUGAGUCAUGGACAGCACUAAAGUCACUCUGACAGUCAGAGGGACCACAGCAGUGGGUGAGGUGAUUGCAGUGGUUGGCAGCUGUGAAACCCUGGGCAGCUGGUGUCAUCAAAAAGCCGUGACCCUACAGCCAGCAGAGGAGCAUGGCACCCUGUGGAGAGCAAGCAUUCAGGUUCCUAAAGGGGGUGAAACCAAAUAUCGCUAUUUCAAGGGAUUCAUUUUGGAAUCUAAGAAUGCAGGUGGGCCAUGUCAAGUCAUAGUCAGUAGAUGGGAGACCCAUCAGCUGCCACGCUCAUUGAGUCCCUCAGAACCAGAGCUUGUGAUCGACGAUGGACAUUUUGGAAUCCAUAGUGGGAUUGAGUGUGUGGACUCUGGUUGGUUGACGUGCCAGACAGAAAUUCGUCUCAGGCUUCAUUACUCUGUGAAACCUCCGGUAUCUAUUACUAAGAAAAAAUUUAAGAAAUCACGCUUCAGAUUGAAGCUGACGCUGGAUGGUUUUGAGGAGGACGAAGAGGAAAGCCCUUCAUCACAGCAUAAGAUAUCCACUAUGCUGGAGAUCAGUAUGAUCAGUGACAGCGGAUAUAAGUCUCGUCAUUCCCAGCCAGAAUGUGGAUAUGCCCUUGAACCCUCGCAGUGGAUUGAAUACAUUAUUCACACCAUGGACCCCGACAACCUAGAGCUCACCUUUGAGUUCUUUGAGGAGGACCUGAGUGAGGCCGUGGUUCAGGGUGAUGUCCAUCCAGGCCACGUGGGCAUCGCAUGCCUCUUGUCAUCUACUUUUGUGGAGAGCGGUAAUGAUCAGGGUGUGGUCACACUACCCAUCAUGAGCCGAAAUGCCAGACAGACAAUUGGAAAAGUUAGAGUGGAUUACUUGGUGACACGUCCUAUCCAAGGCUUCCAGUGUGAUAUGAGGCAGUCUUUUACCAAAUACUGGAAGAAAAGGAGCGCUUUGGAUGUUGGACACAGAGGAGCAGGAAGCACACUUGCUCCCAAACAUCACAAGAUCAGGGAAAACACAAUUGCCUCAUUUCUAAGUGCGGCCAACCAUGGAGCUGCUUAUGUAGAGUUUGAUGUUCAUCUCUCUAAAGAUUUAGUUCCAAUUGUGUACCACGAUCUCACCUGCUGCAUUUCUAUUAAAAAGAAAAAUGACAAGAAAUCAAUGGUAUUGUUUGAAGUUCCUGUCAAGGAUCUUACGUUUGAUCAACUUCAGCUUUUAAAACUCGUCCACACAACUGCCUUGGACGUUCAUGACCACAAAGAAUUGCAGGAUGAAGAAGAGUAUAUAGAUGAGCACCAGCCUUUCCCUUCCCUUUCACAGAUAUUCCAGGCUGUUCCAGAUCACGUGGGAUUCAACAUUGAGCUGAAGUGGAUUUCUCAGUUCAAGGAUGGCUCCUGGGAUGCUAAACUCUCCACCUACUUUAACAUGAACCAGUUCUUGGACAUUAUCCUCACCUGUGUACUGCAGAACGCUGGCAAAAGAAGAAUAAUCUUCUCAUGUUUUGAUCCUGAUGUUUGCACAAUGGUGAGGCAAAAACAGAACAAAUACCCCAUCCUUUUCCUGACCCAAGGAGUGACAGACCUAUACCCUGAACUCAUGGACAUCCGCUGUAAGACCACUAAGAUCGCCAUGAGCUUUGCUCAGAGUGAGAACAUACUGGGAAUCAGUGCACACACUGAUGAGCUCUUGCGAAACAUGGAAUUCAUCAGAGAGGCUCAGUCUAAAGGUUUGGUGGUCUUCUGUUGGGGCGACUAUAACAAUGACCAUGAGAACAGGAUGAAGUUGAGGGAACAGGGCAUCGAUGGCCUCAUAUACGACAGUAAAACCCUCAAGACCUGCUUAGAGAAACUCUGUUGCUGUUUAUUGAAAUUUAAAGAAACAAUUCACCCAAAAAUGAAAAUUCUGUCAUCAUGUACUUACCUCUGUUCAUUCUGAACCUGUAGGAUUUUAUUGUUUUGUUUAGUAUAGUUUUUCAUUUAUUUUGUGAUAAUUAUUUUCUUAGCAAUUUUGAAUGAAUUUUUAAAUCAAUAUUUUUCAUAUAUAUACACACACACACACACAAUACUUAAAUAUGUACUUUCUAUACAUGUAUACAGUAGUUAUAUAUAGGGAUGUAACGAUUCACCGCGAUACGGUACAUCCGGUGGCACCGCAAAAUGGUGGCCAGGACACGCAAUUCUUCUGUUGUUUUUGUUAGUUUGUUCUGUUUUUUGUCAUUCUUCUUCUAUAAGUUUUACCAGGGACGAACUCCUUAACAUUAGGCAACACAUCCCAGACAAUAUUUUUCCGGGUUUUGAUUAUUCAGACGUUUUGUUGGACAUUCUAGUCGGAAGUACAACUGUGUUGUUCGUACAGACGCAGAAGAGGAAAACGCAACAAAACGGAUGAAUUUCUUCUUCUCACUCGCACCAAUAAGGACUUUUUGAACUCUGCUGCACUGUGCUUCACUGAAUCCUGGCUGAGUGAGGCCAUUCCAGACAACACGCUUCAUCUGCCGGGCUAUCAGCUGUUCAGAGCAGAUCACAUCGAGUUAACGGGGAAAACGAGAGGUGGUGGAUUGUGUUUCUACAUCAAUGAAAGUUGGUGUUCAGACAUAACAACGCUGAAAAAGGUAUGCUGUCCUAACUUAGAGGCACUCAUCAUAAACUGUAAACCUUUCUACUCACUGCGGGAGUUUUCCUCUUUCAUUCUCAUGAAUGUGUACGUGCCUCCGGACGUGUGCGUGAGCGCCGUGAUGCAACAGCUGGCCGAACAAAUAACUGAAAUGGAGCAAAGGUUCCCAGACUCAAUUUUAAUAAUUCUUGUACAUUUUAACAAAUCAAAUGUCUCCCGUGAACUCCCAAAAUACAAGCAGCACAUUACUAUCCCACCAGGGACAGUAAUAUAUUGGAUCACUGUUACAAAGCAAUAAAGGAUGCAUAUCACUCUGUCCCACGAGCAGCUUUUGGGCUCUCUGAUCACUGUUUGGUUCAUCUUAUACUGACCUACAGGCAGAAAUUGGAAUCAGCUAAACUUGUAUUAAGGACUUUUAAAAGAUGAACUAAUGAAGCAGAGAGUGAUUUACAAGCUUGUUUUUACCUCACUGAUUGGAGUGUUUUUGAAGCUGCAGCCACUGAUCUGGACGAGCUCACAGAGACUAUAACUUCAUAAGUUUCUAUGAAGAUAUUUGCGUUUGUACCAGGACAUUCUUAUCAUUUUAUAAUAAUUAACCGUGGUUUAUUGGGAAACUCAAACAGCUUUGUCACGCCAAAGAGGAUGCUUACAGAAGUGGCGAUAAAAUAUUGUAUAUCCAGGCCAGGAACAGACUAACAAAGGAGAUGCGAGUGGGUAAAAAAACUACUCAGAAAAGCUGAGAAAAGAGCUGUCAGCAAACGAACCAGCGUCAGUAUGGACUGGUCUGAGCAACAUCACCAUGUACAAAACACCUCCCCCACAGUCUGUGGAGAGUCCACAACUGGCUCACGAUCUGAAUGUCUUUUACUGCAGAUCUGAAAAGGAUAGUCUACCACCCCCCAUCCACUCUGAUCUGCAUUUCACACAUUCACUUACCACCCCUGCAACCCUCUUCCAUCCUUCCUGCACAAUUCAACCUGUGCUUAAUGUCUGUGUAGAGGACGUGAGUCGGCUCUUCAGGAAGCAGAAAUCUAGAAAAGCUUCAGGCUUUCCUAAAAGACAGGCAGCAGCUAGUGAGAUUGGGCAAACUCACAUCCAGGACUAUCACCCUCAGCACCAGUGAUGUGUUCUCUCCCCACUGCUCUUCUCUUUCUACACAAAUGACACUUCAAAUGACACCUCUGUCAAGCUCCGGAAGUUCGCGGAUGACAGUGGGACACUCACAUAGACUCAGAGGUUGUACUUCCUUCACCAGCUGAGGAAAUUCAACCUACCACAGAAGCUGCUGAAACAGUUCUACUCUGCCAUCUAGGCAGUCAUGUUUUAAUCCAUAACUGUCUGGUUUGUUUCAGCUACCAAAUCAGACAUCAAGAGACUACAACAGACAGUCAGGACUGCUGAAAGGAUCAUUGGAGCCCCUCUGCCCAGGUUCCAAGAUCUUUACAUCUCCAGAGUGAGGAAAAGGGCCCAAAAUUACCUUGGACCCAUCACACCCAGCCCACUCUCUUUUGCAACUGUUGCCUUCUGGUCAGCGCUACAGAGCACUGACCACCAGAACAGCCAGGCACAAAAACUAUUUUUUUUCCACAGGCUUUAUUCAACCAACAACGUCCAUCACAGCUAACAUAGUUAUCUGAAAUUUUUAUAUUAACCUGAAUACUUUGUAAAUAACAUAUCUGCACACUAAUAACAUACCUGUACAUUUAUCUAAAAAUUAUCUUUUUUCUUCCCUAUACUUUUAUUUUUGUAUGUAUAGUACAUUAUUUAAAAAAAAAUUAUUCCUUUUUUAAAAUUUUUAUAAAUAUUAGUGUUAUAUUACAUCCCGACUGUGUUAUUCCUAUUUAUGUCUGCACUAUGUUGUACUUUCUUCUACACUGGAAGCUCCUGUCAUCAAGUCAAAUUCCUUGUGUGUGUUAACAUACUUGGUAAUAAAGCUCUUCUGAUUCUGA